AUGAAAAGUGAAAAUGUACUAACGCAGAAUUGUGGAAUGCUGGAUACAGUGUGUGAUAAGUUAGUAGAAAUUUUAAAAAACUUAGAGAAUAUUUUACUUCAUUUAGAUCCAUUAAAUAAUUAUGAAGCUAAAGAAGAAUCUAUAUUUACAAAUAUAAAUGAUCAACAAAACGAAAUAAUUGUUUUAUCAAGUGUGAUACAUCAUAAUAUUAACAAACUUACAGUUAUACUUCACAAUUUUAUCAAAACUAUCCCACCAUCUUACACCUACCAUACUACCUUUCAUUAUAACUCUUUUGUAAUUUUAAGAGAAAAAAAAAAGAAGGAGCAAAAAAGACAAGAUGAAAAGGUAGAAAUAGAAAAUUGUCAAAAAGGUACAACACAAAAUGAUAAAAGAGUAGCGAUACAACAUCACGAUAAAGAAGACACACAGUGUGAUGAGGAAAUGUUAGUAAAAGAUCCAACUCCAAAAAUAAAGGAAAAUGAAAAUACCAGUUCAAUUAAUGAACAAGGCAUAAAAUCAUGUAGCUUUUCCCCAUGUUAUCAAAACAAAUUAAAUAAAAAAAAAAGCAAAUUGAAGGAACAAGAUAAAGACGAACGGGUUAAGGAAUUUUUCUAUUUUUCUCUAACAGUCGAUUUAGAAUAUGCUAAUUUAUUGUAUAUGAAAAGAUAUGAAGAGGAACUUGAAAAAUAUUUAAUUAAUACAAGAAAGUUAUGA
Molecule: messenger RNA, 717 nt
Organism: Plasmodium gonderi
Lineage: Eukaryota; Apicomplexa; Aconoidasida; Haemosporida; Plasmodiidae
Exons: 1
Coding region: 1-717 (238 amino acids)
Source: RefSeq, a predicted model, not a curated record